AUCAACGCACUCACUUACAAGCUUGCUUUAUCUUCCUCUUUUUCCCUUCCUUAAAAAACCAACUUCUCACCUUCACACUCACCACAUCGAGUUUUCAACAAAAACCAUGUCAGGCCUCGUCCCAACCUUUCCAUCUUCCUAUGUAAAAAUGACUCCUCACUCUUCCUUCCUUGCAUCCCUACUCAUACUUGCUUUCUUCUUACCAACUUUGCCACAAUGCUACUCUCAGGAAAACGACACCUACUCUAUUUGCCGCCAAUCAUUAUUCAGUUGUGGAACUCUCACCAACAUAUCCUAUCCUUUCUGGGGAGGGAAUCGACCUCACUUUUGUGGCCGCAAUGGCUUCAACCUCACCUGCAUGCAUAAUCAAAGCACUUCGCUUCAACUUGGUUCCCAAAAGUUCAAUGUGCUAAACAUUAACCAAACCGCUUCCACCUUGAGACUGGUGCGAACAGACCUUGUCUAUGAUCGCUGUUCUUCCAAUUUCACCAACACUUCUCUGAGUGCCACUCCCUUUAGUUUUCUUCCCGCUGUUCAGAAUGUGACUGUAUUCUACGAAUGUCCCUCGGGGAAUUCAGUUGUGGGAAACAGUUUUACGUGCCGGAAUGAUAGUAAUAAACAUGCUUUCUAUGUGGUCAAUGGAACUCAGCUGAAGCAGUUCCUGGAUCUUCAGAAGUGUGGGGUUAGUGUUCAGGUGCAGGUUUCACAGGGUGUUGUUUGGGACUCUAAAAGUGGAGUUGGGACGCUGGAGAAAGCGCUGGAUCAAGGGUUUGAGGUAGAGUAUGAUGCAGAGUGGAGUUCUCAGUGCACAGCAUGCAAGGAAUCUGGAGGAGCAUGUGGGGCGAUUGAGAAUGAUUUGGCUCAGUUUUCUUGUUAUUGCUCCGGUGGAACUCAUGGUUCAGUGUGCUCAACACAUAAGAGUGGAAGGAAGCACAGAGUGUUGAAGCUGGUUUUAGGUUUCAUUGGAACUGGAUUUGCAUUACCUCUAAUAGCUGUCAUCAUAUGCCGUAACAAAGCUAUGAUAUGGAAGUUUAUAUUAACACAAUGUGGCAAGAUAAAAAGGGAUGAUCGAGCUAUAGAAGCCUUCCUUGAAAGCCAAGGUUCCAUGGGUCUAAAAAGAUACAGUUACACUGAUGUCAAGAAAAUGACGGACUCCUUCAAAAUCAAACUGGGAGAAGGUGGUUACGGUUCAGUAUACAAAGGAAAAUUACUCAACGGUUGCUCAGCGGCAGUGAAGAUUCUAAACGAGUCAAAAGGAAACGGCGAGGAAUUUAUCAACGAGGUUGCUAGCAUAAGCAAAACAUCCCAUGUUAACAUUGUGUCUCUCCUUGGAUUUUGUCUAGAAGGAAGCAGAAAAGCUCUCAUCUACGAAUUCAUGCCGAAUGGUUCACUUGAAAAGUACCUUCACAAUAAGAAGGCAGAUAAAAGUGAAACUACAACUCCAUGGUUGAGUUGGGAGAGAUUGCACGAGAUUGCAAUAGGCAUAGCACGAGGACUCGAGUACUUGCACAAAGGAUGCAACACUCGAAUUCUUCAUUUCGACAUUAAGCCACAUAACAUUCUUUUGGAUGGAAGUUACCGACCCAAGAUAUCAGAUUUUGGGCUUGCCAAGCUGAGCACAAGAGAUGAAAGCAUCAUUUCAAUGUCAAAUGCUAGAGGGACAAUAGGGUACGUGGCUCCGGAACUAUUUAACAAAAGUUUUGGAGGUGUUUCACACAAGAGUGAUGUUUACAGCUACGGAAUGAUGCUGCUAGAAAUGGUUGGAGGGCAUAAGAACGUGGACGUUGAUGAAGCUAGUCGCUCAAGCGAGAAAUAUUUCCCGCAAUUGGUUAUUUAUAAGAAGCUUGAGCAGGGUAGUGAUUUUGGAGUUGAUGGGGAAAAUGAGAUAGCCAAGAGAAUGACUAUGGUGGGUUUGUGGUGCAUUCAGACAAUUCCUUCUCAUAGACCUACCAUAAGUAGAGUGAUUGACAUGUUGGAAGGUACCACGGAUUCAUUGGAAAUGCCACCCAAACCUUUCCUCUCUUCUCCUCCAAGAUCAACAACAACGGAUUUUUCCACUGCGGUAUCCAAAUCACUACAAAGUGUCUAAUGUCUUCUAUCAACAAUUACGUGCAAAUUACGGUAUUGAUGAUCAAAGUUAGUGCUUUGGUCGCUGUGUCUUUCGUUAUUCUAUAUAUUAUGCAACUUUUUUAUUUGUUUAAUAUUUUCCUUGCAAGAUAUAUAUUAACUUAAUAUAAACAUGUAACAUCUUUUACAACAUUUCAUGUUUAGCGUUCAGUAUUUUAGUUAUUUUGUACUUCAUAAUCAUAUAUCGCUACCAACGAAUUUAUCCC
Molecule: messenger RNA, 2333 nt
Organism: Cajanus cajan (pigeon pea)
Lineage: Eukaryota; Viridiplantae; Streptophyta; Magnoliopsida; Fabales; Fabaceae
Product: LEAF RUST 10 DISEASE-RESISTANCE LOCUS RECEPTOR-LIKE PROTEIN KINASE-like 2.1
Biological process (GO): protein phosphorylation
Molecular function (GO): ATP binding; polysaccharide binding; protein kinase activity
Source: RefSeq, a predicted model, not a curated record